GGAGGAUUUUUUGGCGGGUGCUGUGUGGAAGACGCCGCGCCCUUUGACUGUGUCAAAAGCGGUUUUGGCGGGAAAGAUAUUCUCUUUCUCAUUCUCAUUCUCAUUCUAAUUAUUUUUAACAUUUGAAUUCUUUAAAAAAAAAGAAAAAAAGAAAAGGGAAGUCCGCGCGUGCGAAGUCAAAAAUAUGGCGGGUUCGUUCGCUAAUCUCCUGCAAUUGGCGGGGCCGGGCUCCCCGCUGUUUGUGAAAAAAUCAUCGCUGAAAUCGAGCGGUUCUACCGCGGGGGUAAGGUUUAGCGGUGUGGAAUCAGUGGGGGGAGGGGGGGAAGGAGGAGGGGGUGAAAUAGGUGGCGCGCAAGCAGGAGCAAUAGGAGUAGGAGGAGGGGGAGGAGGAGGAGCAGGAGCAGGAGCAGGAGCAGGAGGAGGAGGAGGAGGGCGGCGAGAAGCAGCAGCAAUUCGAGGAGCACCAGCAGGGGCAGGAGGAGGAGGAGGAGGAGGAGGAGGUAGUUGCUCGUUUGCCAGCCGGCCUCUUACGGGUCCUCUUGAUGCUCCCUCCUCCUCCUCCUCUGGCUAUCUCGGCGGCGGCGGCGGCGGAGGAGGAGGAGGAGGUAUGGUUAAAUCCAACUCCUUCCCAUCUGAUGACCAUUCAGAUGCUCCAUCUGUUGUCCAAGAUCGUCUGAUUCUGGUCUCUCACAUGCUCCCUCUCACGAUGACCCGAGUGGAACUGGUAGGCGGCGGGUUUUGCUGGAAAUUUGAGGUGAACCGAGAGGCCCUCCCUCUUCAGAUCGGUGACGGUCUUCGAUUGGGCGAUUUUGUGGGGACAGGUUCUGCUGUUCCUCAGCAGAUGGAUAUGGAGGUAGUUUAUGUCGGCUGUCUGAAGCAGGAAGUGGAUGUCAAGGAGCAAGACGACGUCGCCCGGGCGCUCUACGACCAAUUCCGCUGUGUGCCCGUCUUUCUACCCGACGAUCUGCGCACCAACUUCUACAACAAGUUCUGCAAGCAACACCUGUGGCAGAUGUUUCACUACAUGCUGCCUAUCAUCCCAGAGCACUCGGAGCGGUUCGACCGCAAUCUGUGGAGCGCGUACGUCGUGGCAAACAAGCGAUUCGCCGACAAAGUUAUGGAGAUCAUCAAUCCGGAUGAGGAUUUUGUGUGGGUGCAUGAUUACCAUUUGAUGAUCCUGCCUACCUUCUUGCGAAAGGCCUUCCACAAGGUGAGAUUAGGCUUCUUCUUGCACAGUCCCUUCCCCUCGUCGGAGAUAUAWAGGACGCUGACGGUGAGGGACGAAAUCCUGCGGGCGCUGCUCAAUGUGGACUUGAUUGGAUUCCACACGUUCGACUACGCGCGGCACUUUUUGUCGUGUUGCAGCCGGAUGCUAGGGCUGGUGUUCAAGUCCAAGCGAGGUCAUAUCGGUCUAGAGUACUACGGGCGCACGGUGGUGGUAAAGAUCAUGCCCGUCGGGGUGGACAUGCCUCUGUUGAAGGGGACCCUAGCCCAUCCCGACACRAUAUGGAGGAUAGGAGAGCUGAAGAGCGAGUUUGAGGGGAAGAUUGUGUUGCUCGGCGUGGAUGAUAUGGACACGUUCAAGGGCAUAGGGUUGAAGUUGCUGGCUAUGGAACAUUUGCUGCGCGAUCAUCCUGAGUGGCGUGAGCGGAAGGCGGUACUCGUCCAGAUUGCCAAUCCCGCUAGAGGGACGGGGAACGACGUCACGGCGGUGCAGGCGGAGGUCAGAGCGCUGACUGAUCGGAUUAACAAGCAGUUUGGGAGGGAGGGGUAUCAGCCGGUGAUUCUUAUGGAGAGGACGGUGCCGCUGUACGAGCGGUUGGCGUUCUAUACCAUAGCCCAAUGCUGCGUGGUGACGGCGAUGAGGGAUGGGAUGAACCUGAUGCCGUACGAGUACAUCGUGUGCAGGCAGGGGCUGGCGGUGGGCAUGGACUCCCCGGAGGGGCUGGGAGAGGGAGCGAAGAAGAGCAUGCUGGUCGUGUCGGAGUUCAUCGGCUGCUCCCCCUCCCUCUCAGGUGCAAUCCGUGUCAAUCCCUGGAACGUGGAGGCGGUCGCCGAGGCCAUCAACGCGGCGAUGUCGAUGCCGGAGGCCGAGCAGCGAUCCCGACAUGAGAAGCACUUUCGCUUCGUUCAGAAGCACAACGUGUCCUUCUGGGCCAACAGCUUCAUCUCCGACCUGGAGCGCUGCUGCCGGGAGCACACGAGGCUGAGGUUUUACAGCCUAGGGUUUGGGUUGGGAUUCCGGGUGGUCGCACUGGAUCCCAACUUCCGCAAGCUGCAACAAGACCUCAUCGCCGCGUCGUAUCGGCGCAGCCGGCGGCGGGCGAUCUUGCUCGACUACGACGGAACGAUGACGUCCCAGCAAAGCAGCAGCAACGAGCCAGGGGAGGAGGUGCUCUCCGUGCUGAAUCAGCUGUGCGCCGACCCGUGCAACACCGUGUUCAUAGUCAGCGGAAGGGAGAAGGACGUGCUGGCGACGUGGUUCUCCCCCUGCCCCCGCCUCGGGCUUGCCGCCGAGCACGGCUUCUUCUACAAGUGGCGCCAGUCUGCGCCUUGGGAGACGUUCAGCCCUGUCAUCGACUUCGCCUGGAAGCACACCGCCCUGCCGGUGAUGGAGCAGUACAUGGAAUGCACCGAUGGGUCCGUCAUCGAGGCCAAGGAGAGCGCGGUGGUGUGGCAUCAUCGUGACGCGGAUCCCGACUUCGGCUCCUGGCAGGCCAAGGAGCUGCUGGACCACCUUGAGAGCGUGCUUGUCAACGAACCCGUCGAGGUCAGAAGCGGCCACCAUAUCAUAGAGGUGAAGCCUCAGGGAGUGAGCAAGGGAGCGGUAGUGGAGCUGGUGCUCAAAGCGAUGGCGAAGGAGGGAAGGACCGACUUCUUGCUGUGUAUUGGGGAUGACAGAUCGGACGAAGACAUGCUGGUCAAUUUCUUNGGAGGAGGGGGAGAUAGAGAAGGGGGGGCGGCGGUAUUUGCCUGCACGGUGGGGCAGAAGCGGGGGGGGGGGGGGGGAGGAGGGGGAGAUAGAGAAGGGGGGGCGGCGGUAUUUGCCUGCACGGUGGGGCAGAAGCCGAGCAAAGCCAAGUACUACUUAGACGAUACGGCAGAGGUGAUGAAAAUGCUGCAGGCGUUGCCAAUCCCGGGAAUGGGGGAGGGGGAGGGAGAGGGGGAGGAGGAGGAGGAGGAGUUGGUGAUGGGGUUGGGAGGAGGAGGAGCGGCGGCGAGGUGGGGAGGGAGUAAUGGCUUGCUAGGGAUGGCGCACUCCUCGCUCCGCCGGCGCGCGGACGAGGCUUCCGCCGCAUUGAGCGGGAGGAGCGCCGUGCAAGAACCGGCCCGCGGACAUAUGGGAGAAGUUGAUGACGACGACGAAGAUCCUCGCGCUGCUGGGUAUCCUGAAGGGGAAGAGGACGAGGAGGAAGAGGAAGGAGGGGAGGAAGAAGUGGAACAGGAUGCAGGAGGGCAACAAGAGGAGGAGGAGGAGGAGUGCAUUGGCAGACAGACAAUCUUGGGGAGCGAUGGGAGCCAGUUUGUUGUUGUCAACUCGCGGCAUUCAACCGCUUCGCCACUGCGGCCGGCCGCUGUCCCGACCCUCAGUGACGUAGGCGGUCCCCCAACAAUGCGGGGCGUUAAUUGCUWUGCYGUAACAAAGUAUCUGCRAGAUGUACUGGUGGUUCAAUUCUUUUAUGCUGUGACCUUAACAUUGUCUUGUCUAAUGCUCCUGUUCAACUCAUCACACCUUGGAGCUGGCCUAUUCAAGAUGCAAAACUCAGAUUGGAGGCAAUGCCAUCAGUCCUUGCUCAAGGAAGAAGUAGAUGAGAGAAAAAGGAGCAACGUACAGGGAUAUUCGGAAGAAGAAGAAGAAGGAGAAGCAGCAGACGAGCCAGAAGGAGAAGCAGCGGCAGCAGCAGCAGCAGCAGAAGAAGAAGAAGAAGCAGAGGAAGGAGAAAAAGCAGAGGAAGAGGGAGAAGAAACAGAGGAAGAAGACGAUGACAAUGGCGGCGAAGAAGAAGAAGAAGAAGAAGAGGAAGAACAUAGGGAUUCUAUGACAGAAGAAGACGACGACGAUGACGAUGACAACGGUGACGAAGAAGAAGAAGGAGAAGAAGAAGGAGAAGAAGGAGAAGGACGAAGGACAAAGGAGAAGAAGCAGAGGAAAAAGAAGAAGACGACGACGACGACGAAGAAGAAGAAGAAGUAGAAGAAGAAGAAGAGAAGAAGAACACUAUGACAUGUCUCUCCUUGCACACUUGCUACCUCUUUGUCUCCUGCAAUAACUACUACUGAUUGUUAAUCAGAAAUCAGUUGAAUAGUAAUGAAGAAGGGAUCAAUGU
Messenger RNA from Chara braunii, 4328 nucleotides. The record is from the annotation of a GenBank genome assembly. NCBI's taxonomy places the organism in Eukaryota, Viridiplantae, Streptophyta, Charophyceae, Charales, Characeae.